Molecule: messenger RNA, 2462 nt
Organism: Delphinapterus leucas (beluga whale)
Lineage: Eukaryota; Metazoa; Chordata; Mammalia; Artiodactyla; Monodontidae
Gene: MUSTN1
Product: musculoskeletal, embryonic nuclear protein 1
Biological process (GO): tissue regeneration; chondrocyte differentiation; chondrocyte proliferation
Cellular component (GO): nucleus
Source: RefSeq, a predicted model, not a curated record
GUGGGCCCUCAUCUGAAAUCAGCAAACCCGGUGGUUCUGCAAAGGUCAGGCCUGAGCAGGAGGUGGCCAGUCCAAAUGUGGAUCCAGGGCCCUGUGAGGGUGGAAUAGGAAGGGCUCUGCCCAGGGCCCACCAGCUCCUUGGCACUUCUGCCAGCAGGUUAGAGGUCUUACUGAAACAUGCUGGAAAAAGGAGCGUAAGAGGAUUUUGUGUCCAGAGAAAUUGAGACUCCGAGGCCACUCCUGUUUGUUCCCUGCCUCUCUUCAGAGCCUCCAGAUCUGAAGUUUAAAACAAAGUCUUGGCCUCCCCGCCUCCCAUGGUGCAGCCUUCAGAACCAGGCUCUGGACCCAGCUCUGGGAACUUCCUCUCAGGCUACGCCUUGCCUGUCAGCUUAGUGUUGUCGACUCGUCUUCUAGAGAACGCCUGUCUGGCCAAGUGAUCCUGUUUUUCACAUCCUCCAGAGCAGCGGGUGGAGGUGAGCGAGCUUGCUCUCUGUGUCCACAGGCAGGACGAGGUGUUUCAAAGCUUGUAGCCCCCACUCCGCAGCAUGGGCAUAGGCCCCGUGUCUUUGGAAGUCUGCUGCCCAGCAGUGGAAUGGGCAGACCCAGGCACUUGCCCUGCUGUGGGAGCAGCAGCCCAGUGUUUUGUCCCAGCCCAGAGGCAGUCAUGGAAGUUUAGGAAUAGAGAACCGCGUGGCUAAGGUGCGAGCUGGAAGUGAGAUCAGUGCAGGGAGGCCACACCACCCAGAACCUUCUUUUUAGGUUCCUGCCUAAAAACCUACAUAAAAACGUGUCACUCAAACAGAUUGUGUCUGAAUUGUGGCAUGUGAGCCACGCUGUUAAACCAGGCAUCCUGGGCCUGUCCUCUGCCUCCCACGGUCUCACCUGUGUGGGUCAUGGAGGGACAAGCCUUGCGGAGGCCUUCUCAGCCUGUCGUCCUGUAGGAGUCCAGAGGGCCAGAGGAGCUGGGACCUGAAUUGCAGUGGGCGGCGACUCUGUUACGCUGGGCACCUGCAGCUGGAGAGGAGAGCAGGGUGAGAUCGGAGCCCAUCUCCACUCUCCCUUAGCUUUGCUCUCAUUUUAUGCUCCUCCCCCCUCCUACCCUCCGCUGUGUUAGUGGGGGGCUCCCCACUGGGAAGACCAGGACUGACAUCGGUCCUGGUAGGUGGCAGGCAUCGCUGACUUGCCUUACUCUGUCCUGUUUUGUCUUGGUUUGAAUAACCUUUGGCCACAGCUGUUUUCUGCACCUCCCUGAGCCCAGAAUCUGAGCUUCACUUUCAGUCUUGAGCUCCUCAUGUUUCCAAACCAGGGACGAGGGUGGGGAAGCCACAGGUGUGAAGGAUGGAAACUGGGUUAUACAGACCCCAGAUGAUCUGCUCAUCUCGAGGCUCAUCCCAGCGCCUGCUGGGCAGUGGGUUUGGGGGACAAAGAGGUAGCGAGCGAGCAGUGGUUUCUCCCUGUAUCCUGGUUUUGAAAGGGCUUUAGUCUCUGAGCGUCAGUUGUAUAGCUGGCUAACUAGGACAUGGACGUCUAACAGGGAGUCUGAUCGUACAGGGCCUUGUCAGCGUGCGGGCCUAAACGGUGUAGCCUGAUGUGUUUGGCCUUAUCCCUAGGAUAAGCUUCCUCACCACCUGCUCCAAGGUGCCUUAUGAGGUGCAGCUCUUCACCUGCCACAUGGCAAGCAUCAUUGUGCUUGAGAAACCACGGAACACCAACUGUGUAUUGUGUGCCAUCCGUCUGAUUUGUCCAAAUCUGGACCUCAGCCAAGCCACCCAUAAUGGAAACUUGACUGCAGCCCCCCAGGCAGCAGUGCUCAGCGAGCCCCCAUCAUCUCCAAGAAUAAACUCUGAAGCCAGCGGCUGUGUGGAUCUGAAUCAUCAGGGAGCUGUCAGAGGAGGGGGAGUGACUUCCCGGGACAGGCAAGCCAACUAUAUAAGCCCCAGAGGGCUGGGCACCACUCAGAUCUCUUUCACAGCCACUGCCUUCCAGGGAGCAGUUCCCCAUACCCACCAUGUCCCAGGCUGGCACUCAGGAAGCCCCCAUCAAGAAGAAGCGCCCCCCUGUGAAGGAGGAGGACCUGAAGGGGGCCCGAGGGAAGCUGACCAAGAACCAGGAGAUCAAGUCCAAGACCUACCAGGUCAUGCAGGAGUGUGAGCAAGCUGGUUCUGCCGCCCCAUCGGUGUUCAGCCUCGCCCGGACUGGCACCGAGACUGUUUUUGAGAAGCCCAAAGCCGGACCCGCCAAGAGUGUCUUUGGCUGAGAAGUGCGCACCACGCCCCUCACCGUCAGCAACACCUAGACACAGGAGCCUUUCCCAAGAACUCUUUUUUUAUGCCAGAACAUAGCUUCUCACCCGCGGCCUCUGGGAUUGGCACCCUCCCCAACAGCCCUGGCCCCUGAGCCCAGGGACUCUGCACCAGCACCUGGGCAACACCAAUAAAGAGGAUGCCCAAGUGGCCCCAGAA